GUUAACGUGCAGGACCGCGGAGCCUGCAAGUGCCCCGAGCUGCUCAGAGCCGGCCGGGCGGCACAGCCCAGGGCAGAGGAGGCGGCUGCGACGAUUGCAAAGGUUCCGCUGGAAAUUCGGCGCAGGGGGACCCCAGCGGGAGCCUGUUGCCUUUGUGUUUUAAAAGCAGGCAAGGUCUGUAUAGCUCGGGCGUGAGAAUCUUUCAGAAGCUGUCAGAGCAUCCGAGUCAAUGACACCUAUUGGGGAAUUGAAUUGGGGGUAAAAGAGAGAGAGCGAGAGGAAAAAAGAAAGACAGCGGGGGAAGAAAUUCUUAGACAACGUUUGACCUGCAGCUGUGAAAAUUCAUUUUCUUUCCAAGGCAAAAUAUGAAAAGCCCGCACAUGGUUUUGAUAACAACAAAUGAGAGGGGUUUCUGCAGUGAAAGGAUCAAUAGCUUAGUCAUUUUCCUGAAAGAGAGCAGACAGCUUUAUUAUGGGGUUAGGCAACAGAAAUGAAUUUCCUCAUGACAGCACCUUCUGAAGUCAUGACGGUAGCUCAUGGCAAUCCUGUCCUGCAAAGCCGAAAUUGCUCCUUGCCUUCCUACUUUUGCAGUUGAAAAACAGCGAUUCUGAGAUUGGAGAAAGAAGUUGGCUUUUGCUUAUACAUGGUUUCUAGUCCCUCUGCCCGGCUCUUUGUCCGGCACAUCUCAGAAAGCAGCCCUGCGUUAAAGUGACCACACAUGAAUAUGUGUCUAAGAAAGAAGAAAAAGCAAUAUUCAUUUCUAAAAGACAGCAUGGCAAAGCAACCUGAAGUUUUCCAUUUCCCUUCUAACACUUCCUUAACAAGGAUAACAAGAAACUGUCUUUUGACUCCUUUAUUCCCACAUUCCAGAGUCCUUCCUGCGAGGAUGCAUUAAUUUCCACUCUAGGCGGUUGGAUUUUACCGGGACGGUAUUUGCCACCCUUUAGGAUUAGCGAUUGAACUGGUUAUUUUAGUGUAUUGACUAACUAGUGGAACCUCAGUGGAUGGACCCGUACCUGCAGUGCUCUGUGAUGUUUCUUUCUUCAAACCCUGGAAGGGCUUUUGUUGUUGUUCUUUGUCUUUUGGGGGGGGGGGGAUUUUUUUUGGAAUUUCAUACUUGUUGCAAUAAUCGCCCAUGGUAGCUGCUCAAACAGGGGAGCUGGAAUUCAUCGGUGAGAAUCACUACAUGUAACAUAGGAGACGAGAAAAAGAUUAAGGACAGAAGAUCUGCCAACAUGAUGCACGUGAAUAAUUUCCCCUUUAGAAGGCAUUCCUGGAUAUGUUUUGAUGUGGACAAUGGCACAUCUUCGGGACGGAGUCCCUUGGAUCCCAUGACCAGCCCAGGAUCUGGGCUAGUUCUCCAAGCAAACUUUGUCCACAGUCAACGUCGGGAGUCCUUCCUGUAUCGAUCUGACAGCGAUUAUGACCUCUCACCAAAGUCUAUGUCCCGGAACUCCUCCAUUGCCAGUGACAUACAUGGAGAUGACCUGAUUGUGACCCCGUUUGCACAGGUCUUGGCCAGCCUUCGAACCGUACGAAACAACUUUGCUGCAUUGACUAAUUUGCAAGACCGUGCACCUAGCAAAAGAUCACCCAUGUGCAACCAACCAUCCAUCAACAAAGCCACCAUCACAGAGGAGGCCUACCAGAAACUGGCCAGCGAGACCCUGGAGGAGCUGGACUGGUGUCUGGACCAGCUAGAGACCCUGCAGACCAGGCACUCCGUCAGUGAGAUGGCCUCCAACAAGUUUAAAAGGAUGCUUAAUCGGGAGCUCACCCAUCUCUCUGAAAUGAGUCGGUCUGGAAAUCAAGUGUCAGAGUAUAUAUCAAACACAUUCUUAGAUAAGCAACAUGAAGUGGAAAUUCCUUCUCCGACUCAGAAGGAAAAGGAGAAAAAGAAAAGGCCAAUGUCUCAGAUCAGCGGGGUCAAGAAGUUGAUGCACAGCUCCAGUCUGACUAAUUCCAGCAUCCCGAGGUUUGGGGUCAAAACUGAGCAAGAAGACGUCCUUGCCAAGGAACUAGAAGAUGUGAACAAAUGGGGUCUUCACGUUUUCAGAAUAGCAGAGUUGUCCGGUAACCGGCCUCUGACUGUUAUCAUGCACACCAUUUUUCAGGAACGGGAUUUAUUGAAAACAUUUAAAAUUCCAGUAGACACUUUAAUUACAUACCUUAUGACCCUGGAAGAUCAUUACCAUGCUGACGUGGCCUACCACAAUAACAUUCAUGCUGCAGACGUUGUGCAGUCCACACACGUGCUGUUAUCCACACCUGCUCUGGAGGCUGUGUUUACAGAUUUGGAGAUUCUUGCAGCAAUUUUUGCCAGCGCAAUACAUGAUGUCGAUCAUCCUGGUGUGUCCAAUCAGUUUCUGAUUAAUACAAACUCUGAACUUGCCUUGAUGUACAAUGAUUCUUCGGUCCUGGAGAACCAUCAUUUGGCCGUGGGCUUUAAGUUGCUUCAGGAAGAAAACUGUGACAUUUUCCAGAAUUUGACCAAAAAGCAAAGACAAUCAUUAAGGAAGAUGGUCAUUGACAUUGUACUUGCCACAGACAUGUCGAAACACAUGAAUCUACUGGCUGAUUUGAAAACUAUGGUUGAAACUAAGAAAGUGACAAGUUCCGGAGUUCUCCUUCUUGAUAAUUACUCUGAUAGGAUUCAGGUCCUUCAGAACAUGGUGCACUGUGCCGACCUGAGCAACCCCACAAAGCCUCUCCAGCUGUACCGCCAGUGGACAGACCGCAUCAUGGAGGAGUUCUUCCGCCAAGGGGACCGAGAGAGGGAGCGGGGCAUGGAGAUCAGCCCCAUGUGCGACAAGCACAACGCAUCUGUGGAGAAGUCCCAGGUGGGCUUCAUAGACUACAUCGUCCAUCCUCUCUGGGAGACAUGGGCAGACCUCGUCCAUCCUGACGCCCAGGACAUUUUGGACACUUUGGAGGACAAUCGUGAGUGGUACCAGAGCACAAUUCCUCAGAGCCCCUCCCCAGCACCUGAGGACCAGGAGGAGGGCCGGCAGGGUCAAACCGAGAAGUUCCAGUUUGAGCUGACUUUAGAGGAAGAUGGCGAGUCGGACACGGAAAAGGACAGCGGAAGUCAAGUGGAGGAGGACACUAGCUGCAGUGACUCCAAGACUCUCUGUACUCAAGACUCAGAGUCCACCGAGAUCCCCCUGGACGAGCAGGUGGAAGAGGAGGCAGUGGGGGAGGAGGAGGAGAACCAGCCCGAAGCCCACGUCAUAGAAGAUCACUCGCCCGACACGUAACAGAGCAAAGACCUCCACGCCUUUUGUUUUUGGUUUUUCGGGUUUUUUUUCAAGUAGAGAAGUUUGUUUCCAAAGUGCAUGUCACUUGCCACAACCAUGGUCACACCUCACUGUCAUCCGCCAGGACGUUUGUGGAACAAAACCGACCUUGACGACUCAGUCUGGCGCUCAGGAAUAUCGUCACCCGUUUUUUCACCUCCGUGUCAUCCGAGCGAGGGGGACAUCUUCGCGAACAGCGUUGGCCCAAGGUGGCUGCGUGGGAAAGCUAAUCAAGCAGAGAAAAUCAACUCCAAAGCGUUUUCUAGGGAGUGGGGCUCACCACGCAGUCCCGAAGUUGAUGUGAUUUGGAGUUUCUUUUCUUUUCCUUUGUUUGAAAUAUUUUCAGCAGAAAGAAGGCAUCACAUGAGCAGAGUGAACUAAUGGGUGAAGCAACAGGUGGGUCAGGAACAGGACACCGUGUGAAUCUGUUACCAGGAAGAAGAUGAGCCACAGAAAUUGCAUCAUUUUCUAAUUUCAAGUCUUCCUGAUACGUGACUGAUUAAGUGCGGUUCACGCGAGCUGCACUGACCUCUACGUUUUGUAUGAUAAUGUAAAACAGAUUUUUUGUAGAGCUUACUUUUAUUAUUAAAUGUACUGAGGUAUUAUAUUUAAAAAAAAAAAAAACUCUGUUCAGAACUCCAUCUGCCACUGGUUAUUUUUUUUCUAAGGAGUAACUUGCAAGUUUUCAGUACGAAUCUGUGCUACACUGGAUAAAUCUAAUUUACGAAUUUUCUUGCACCUUAGAGUUCCUAGCAAGUAACUGAUUUGUAGUGAUCCAUUGUUUUAUAUACCAAUGACUUCCAUAUUUUAAAAACAAAAAUCCACAUUAUGUUGCAGGAAACCCUUUUUGUAAGGUCUUCGUUUACCAGCUUUUGUUUCACUCUUUUCAGAGACACAGAGUUGCUCCACAUUUCUCUUCACGGUGUGCAAAGUGAAUCCUUGUUCAGUAGUCUUUGAUGUGCGUUCUGUCUCACGUGUCUCCAGCCUCACGGACACUCCAUCAUCAGUUGGUGUUGUCUGAAGCAAGUGAGAGAUACAUAAAUACCCAGUAGCUAAAAUGGUCCGUCUUUUUUAGAUACUUUCCCACUUAGUGUCUUCUGAUAACUUUCUGCUGUGUCGAUAGAUACGCCUCGUUUCACAAGUGCAUGUCCUUGUAACAACCCACCCAUUUCAUGUGCAUUUUUAUUGUUUUCACAGUCAGUUAUAGCAAGAAAAACUUCUCCCCCUUGUGCUGCUUCAUUAUUUAGCGUGUGUUUGAACCUCUGUCCACAUUUACUAGCUGGGGUCUUAUCAAAUAUAUCACCACCAUUCGUACUGAUGCCAAGAAACAGGCAGUCAGCUUAGACUUAGCGUUCUUUUCUGCCACGAGGUCAUAUGUAAUGAUGAGCUUUUACUCUUGAUUUGCAAAGAAAAGUUAACAGCUAGCUAGACAAUUUAACAACAUUAGCAGAAUAUAUUAACGAACACCAGUACCUCGAAUGUGCUUUCGUUUCUGUGAUUUCACCAUGAGACUAAGAACUGUAUGAGGAAUAUUCUGGAGAAGUGAUUUUAAGUGUAGCAAUGACUCUUCCUUGACGGACAGCCAUGUAACACGUAGGACUUGCUUUAUUGGUUUUCACUGACCCAUCAGUAUGUCUUGUGGAGGAAGACUUCUUUACACAGAAGGAAGUUGGUGAUACCCCUGGGACUGAAGGUUUGGCAGUAAAAUGCCAUUUUAAAAUACUGGGUUGGGUAAGAAGGCUAGAUCAGAAUUUAGAGCUCACCUUUGGCUGAAUUUAGCAUCAAGAACUGUGUUACAAUUUGAGACCGAGUCCCAGUAUCUACCUUCAGUUGGCAUCGUGGGGCGUUUGUUUAGUUUGGAGUUUCUUUCCAUUUCAGCUCUUAAUAAAGUGUUUACCUUCUCUGAAGAGUUUGGAGCCCACAUAAUCAUUUUUUUCACAGUAAUGUCCAAGAACUCAAGUAGAGGCUAAAGGAGUAUCUGACCAAAUGGAAAAUAAAUAAAACAAUAAAGAAAAUUGUAACCCUGAAAAACAUUUAUAUUAGGGAUGUCUCAAGGAGCUUCUGGGGAUUAAUAAAUCAUCAGCCGGAAAAGUGCCCCAGGCUGAAGAUACUACUUUAAUCCCCUGAGAUCCACUGAUGUUUAGAAACUUUGAUAGAAAAAUGACAUAGCUCUGAUCUUUCACAUAGAACACAGGUUCAGAAUUGACCAAUUAAUUACCAGAUUUCCACCCUCCUCUCCUUGUAAAAAUCAGACUGUAGUCUUUCAAAUACAGUCCCAUGUUUGGCAAGUGCUUUGACAAGAACGCUGCAAAACUUGUUUCUGUUUUAAUUUUACUUGUCCCUGAUGGAGGUCUAGAAGAAAAAGCAAAGAAUCUAGGGUUCAUUCCUUUUUUCAAAAUAUUCUCAUUCCCUCCCCUUCCUAAUGCUUGGGAUCCCCACCACCACUAAGUGAGCCUAGAAUCUUAAUGGAAAAAAAAAAUGAGAAUGGCAAUAUGUCACAAACAAAUCCAGACCUGAAAAGUUUCAUAACUACACUAUAAAAGAGAGGCUUUUAGAAAAAAUGUGUUGAUUUUUAAUGGUCACAUAUUGUGAAGAUACCCACCAAUGGACAAUCACCUUAUAGAAAAGGAAUAAGAUCUGAAAGACAGGGACAACACACUGUACAAUCUGCUUCUCCCUUCUUUCUCUCUCCCUCCUGCCUCGCCAAAGUGUGCUUCGGAAUUAUGUAGUGCUUUAAAAAGAACAUCCUUUUACAAGUGGCUUUACAUUUCCUAAAAUGUCAUAAGAAAAUGCAAUAUCUGGGUACUGUAUGGGGAAAAAAUUGUCCAAGUUUGCAUAAAACCAGUACAUUUCAGCUUGCAAGUUACUAAACACAAGAAUGCUGUUUGAAUUUUCUUUUCUUUUGCGUCACUUAAAGUUCACAAGAAAAUAAUGUAGGUAGAACAAAUUGCAGACAAGGAAAAAAAACUUGAAUGAAGUGGAUAUUACAGAAAGCUUUAUGAUAAUUUUUGAAUGCAUUAUUUAUUUUUUGUGCCAUGCAUUUUUUCUCACCAAAUGACCUUACCUGUAAUACAGUCUUGUCUGUCUGUUUACAACCAUGUAUUUAUUGUAAUGUACAUACUGUAAUGUUAAUUGUAAAUUAUCAGUUCUUAUUAAAACAUCAUCCCACGAUGGGAUGGUGUUGAUAUAUUUGGAAACUCUUGGUGAGAGAAUGAACGGUGUGUAUACAUACUCCUUGUACAUUUUCUUUUCUCCUAUAAUAGAGUCUUGUCACCUUAGAGCUUGUUUAUGGAAGAUUCCAGAAAACUAUAAAAUACAUAAAGGUAUAUAAAUUAAAAAAAAAAAAACAUAGCUGCAGGUCUUUGGUCCCAGGGCUGUGCCUUAACUUUAACCAAUAUUUUCUUCUGUUUUGCUGCAUUUGAUAAGUAAGGUAACGAUGGGGCUAGGGCUGGGCAUUUUACGUCCAAGCUUUGAAUCCAUUGGCUUUCUGUCAGUAGCUGGAUUUUACAGAACCACAGACAACCCUCUGGAACAUUCUGAGAUGCUUCUGAGAUACAAGGCCUGAAGGACUCUUUGCCAUGAAGCAACGUGGUGAGUGUGAUGGUGGUUUUCCCCGUCAGAUACUGAGUGGCUUCAGUUUCUUAUAUUUGAUUGCUUUUUAUUUGCAGACACUACUGGCAAAAUAUAUUGUUGUCCUGUGAUUAUAAAAAAUCUUUAAACUUCUAGAGCACGUGGGCGAAUGAACUUGAUUUGAAAGUAGAGCCAGAGGUCACAUGUAUUAGUAGUUUAUUCCUUGGCUUCCUGCCAUGGUAAGAAAGUAUAUAAUAUGAAAAAGGUCAUUUUUUUUUUUAACCCUGGAAUUUUUCUUCAACUGAGAUCAACCAAAUUUGCUUAUAUACAUGAAUCCUUAUGUUUAAACACAAAGUUUUAUAUGACGCAAAUUCACAGAGCAUAACGGAUUCACCAUUCGCUAGAAUGUGUUUCUGCAAAAUCUACAUUGCUCUAGAAUUUUUACAUUUAACUUUGCAUACUGGCCAGCUUCUGAAACCUAUGAAAAAUUCCCAGUGGGUCAUGCAGAAACUUCCUUCCACUGCUGCCCAGCCCUCAGAACAUGUGACUUCAUGAAAGGAGAAAUACUUUUUUCUAGAAAAAAAAAAAAUGAGCCUCCUUUUAUUUUAUUUUAUUUUUUUGACACAAACUGUAGAUUUUAGCAGCCCUGGCCCAAAGGAAUUUGAUUACUUUUGUUUUAAACAGUACAAAGGGGACACUAUAAUUACAAAAAAAAAAUCCUUACUGAUUUUAGUUGUUUUUAAUUUUAUUUCUUUGGAUAUGUUUUCAGAGGGGUAAGUUGUGUGUGAGCAUUAAAAACGAUUCUUUUAGUGUUUUCUUAGCCUCUCUUACAGCCCAUGGGAAUAGUACUGUACAUCGAUACCUUCAUAUGAAGUUUUUAUAUGCGAUGAAAAUAAAAGCAUGGGUUGAUUCUGCCUA
Camelus dromedarius (Arabian camel) is the source of this 7784-nucleotide messenger RNA. It is a transcript of the gene PDE4D, whose product is annotated as phosphodiesterase 4D. Lineage: Eukaryota; Metazoa; Chordata; Mammalia; Artiodactyla; Camelidae. Gene Ontology annotation, biological process: signal transduction; regulation of cardiac muscle cell contraction. Gene Ontology annotation, cellular component: nucleus; cytosol; perinuclear region of cytoplasm. The transcript has 15 exons. The record is from RefSeq and is a predicted model, not a curated record. Bases 1236 to 3257 code for a protein of 673 amino acids. Gene Ontology annotation, molecular function: transmembrane transporter binding; ATPase binding; 3',5'-cyclic-AMP phosphodiesterase activity.